GAGUGUGGGGGGCGCCAUGCUGGGCCCGGGGGCGGCGCGGAGCUGCGGCCUCCUGGUGGUGGCGGCGGCGGCGAGCCGGGCCCUGAGCCUCAGCCACGGCCGGCCCACGGUGGUGGUGGAGCGGUGGUGGCAGGUCCCACUGAGCAAAGAGGGGCGAGAACCCCGCUUGCACCCCAGGAGGCACCGCAUCUACAGGCUGGUGGAAGACACCAAGCACCUGCCCAAGAAGGACUUGGAGCUGAUCCUCACUCAGUCGGUGGAGAAUUUGGGAAGCCGGGGAGAUGUGGUCUUCGUGAAGAAGUCCAUGGGUCGCAACAAACUCCUCCCCCAAGGGCUUGCUGUUUAUGCAUCGCCGGAGAACAGGAAAAUGUUUGAGGAGGAAAAGAAGUUGCGCCAAGAAGGGAAGUUGGAGGCAAUCCAAACCCAGAGUGGUGAAAAGACCAUCAGAUUCCUCAAGAAUUGCCACCUGGAGGUGGGCAUGAAGAACAAUGUGAAAUGGGAGCUGAACAACGAAAUCGUGGCCCGCCACUUCUUCAGAAACCUGCGGGUCUUCGUGCCUCCCCACGCGCUGAAGCUGCCGGAUGAGCCCAUCACGAGGUGGGGCGAGUACUGGUGCGACGUGACGGUGAACGGGCUGGAGACCGUCCGCGUCCCCAUGUCCGUGGUGCAGUUCAUGCGGCCCAAGACGAAGCGCUACAAGCACUGGUUGGCCCUCCAGAAGGCCCAGCUGGCAGCCAGGAAGAAAGAGCUCCUCUGACCGCUGCGGGAUGCUGUUUUUCACGUGGUGGCUUCAGCACAGCCCCGUCCAACCUGCUAAAGAGCCCGGAGCCUUCCUUGACAUGGCACUUCCUUUCCCUGCCAGCAGCUGGAUCUCCAGUGUGCCCAGCGCUUGCUUUCCUACUGGUAGGCACUGGAGGAAGGGUUUAUUCCUCCGCAUUGGACUGGGACUUCCUGCCCUUCUCUCUGAGGAGCUGUCUGGGCCGAUUGGUGGCUCUGAACCGCCUAUUUCUGCGCGUGCCCCGCUUCAUAGCAGGGCUGCAGACGCCUCGCUGCAGCUAAUAAACGGCUAGGUGCGGUUCGGA
Messenger RNA from Rhea pennata, 1082 nucleotides. RefSeq names its product mitochondrial ribosomal protein L9 (gene MRPL9). Gene Ontology annotation, biological process: translation. Bases 17 to 757 code for a protein of 246 amino acids. The record is from RefSeq and is a predicted model, not a curated record. The transcript has 7 exons. Gene Ontology annotation, molecular function: structural constituent of ribosome. Gene Ontology annotation, cellular component: mitochondrion; ribosome. NCBI's taxonomy places the organism in Eukaryota, Metazoa, Chordata, Aves, Rheiformes, Rheidae.